AUGACGAUCUUGAGGCACUCCUUGACCUUCUUGCUUGUGACUAUCAUCGCAGCUGGCGAUAUCUUCGACAGACUGCGAGGUGUUGUGGCCAUCGCGACAAGUGGUCGCUUCCAGUUCUCACAAGCAGUCUACUCUACGACCGAAGAUUUCGGAGUCGCUUCUAUUACUAUUCAACGCAGUCUAGGAUCUGACGGAAGAGCUGCUGUUUAUAUAUCGACGAUUCCGGGAGUGGGAAAUGCUGUGGCAGGUCGAGACUUUAAACCGCUUUACAACGUGAGUCUUAUGUGGCAAGAUGGCGAGGAUUUCGAGCAAGCACUCUACGUGCCUGUCUACAAUGACGGCAAGCCACAAGAAAGCCCGAAGACAUUCAUGUUAAAAAUGCACGACGCUGUCGGUGCUGAGAUAAAUCUUGCUCGCAAUCAAACACAAGUUGUGCUGGUUCCGCCAGCAAAUCUCGUGCCUGGCAGCUUCACUUUCCAGACUGCUACGGUCACCGUUGCAGAAGGAAAUACGUUGACAGUUCCCGUGCUCUGGGUGGCUGGAACGACAUCCAUGGCGAGUGUGAAAUUCGAAGUUGUGUGCAAGAGCGCAUGCUUUCCAACGGACUUUGUGCUGGUUUCUCCUGCUACCCAUUUGCUGGAGUGGAAACGAGAUGAUUAUCCUGCUUCUGCCACAAUUCGAUGGCAGAAUAUCGUCUUGCAAGUGCUCAAUGACGAGUUGUAUGAGCAAAUUGAGAGUUUUAGUAUCCGUCUGAUGGUUGUAGAGCCUUCAGAGGAUUCCACCAUCGGCACUGGAGUAAUUGCGGACAUUGGAGAAAUUAUUGUGGCUAUCGAUGGUCCUAAUGAUGUGCGAUCGGGCAUGCUGCAGUUUAAUGCCGAAUGCUUUCCGGACUGUGCAAGUGCAAAGUAUGCGGUACAAUCAGGUGGCUCCGCGCUAGUGAUAGUCCAACGACGCAGUGGCAGCGAUGGAGAUUGCUCCGUCGUGGUUGCUGCCCAAGAUGAUACAGCUGUGGCAGGCUUAGAUUAUGAGCCUUUGGAGCGAGAACUGUUUUGGAAGGAAGGAGAUACCAGUGAUAGACAAAUAGUUGUGACUUCACUUGCUCGAGCAGAUCCAAGGCUACCAUCACGACGCAUAGCACUCGUGCUUCGGAAUAACAAGGGUGCUCCAAUAAACGGAGCCCACGCCAGCACGUCGUAUGUAGAUAUUACCAGUCCGACAAGUGUUUAUCUUGGUGACGUGAACUUUGCUAUUCGCGAACCUCUGGAAUCGGUAUUACGAGCUCCUGACCUUAGCUUCAUCGAACUGGCAUCACGCAACACAAGUUCUAAGCUCCAGCUAUGUCCGAGUACAGUUGUUACAGAACCUGGAGUACUAUCGGUGGCAAUUCAGCGUAAUUUUGCAACCUUUCCUGUCCCCGUACGAGUGACCGUAAAAGCCGUGGCUGGUACUGCAACGCCAGGUGUCGACUACGAGUUUUUGGAUAGCGUUGUCACUUGGGGAAACGGGGAAACCGAGGCUAAACAGGUGCUCGUGAAGAUACUGAAUCCGCCGAAUUACGAUCCUUACACGCACUUAUUCUGGUUGCAAUUGUCUGGUGUGACAGGUGCAAUAGUUGGUGAUUGUAACGUUCUCGAAGUGGUGUUGAAAGGGGUUGCUCAGCGGCCUCACUUGGUUUCGUUUGACUUGGACAUGGCACUCGGAACGAUGACACUUCGGAUGAACAUUCCAGUUCAAGCUUCGACUUUGGAUGUGACCAAGUUACUGCUUCAAUCCGAGCGUGUGCUGAAGAAUGGCGCAACUUUUAAAUUCACACCACAACAGACUACCUCAAGUAGUACUGACGGAUCUACGAUUGUGCUAAAUAUUGGUGCCGGGGACUUAAAUUCGCUUAAGCGUGUUAUUGGAUUGGCAAAAAGCGCGAAUUCGGUCUUUUUGAGCACGGAAGCAGGACUUUUUCGAUACGUGGUCGACAAUUGCCACAGCACUGGGAUUCUCGCCUGCUCCUCAGAUGUAACCGUGGAGACGCCAAGAAGUGCAGCGCUGGCUGUCGCUACGUUUAUAGCGGAUACUCUUGCUCCAACCCUCGUAGGUUACAGCUUAGAUUUACCACGACGAUUGCUGAAGUUGCACUUUUCGGAGGCGGUGAAUUUCAUAACUCUGAAAAUUGAAUCGCUGACGCUUGCUGAGGGAGCGGCAGGAAUAGAUGUCUAUAGACUUUCGUCCGCUACUACUCGCCUCUUUUCGCCACAACCAGAUCCGUUAAGCGGUGCCACGUUGCGUGACGCAAACCGCCUUCCUGCUGAUAACACGUUUCUUACUCUACACCUUGGUCGGUCCGACGUCACAGCUCUGAGCAGCUUUGGUACUGGCCAGUUUGGCAUCACAAGAGCGAAUACGUUCCUCGGAAUUGAGAGUUCGUUUGUGGCGGACUUUGCUGGUAAUCCCGUCAUGGCUGUCGGGCCACCAGGCAAAAUGCUGCAGGUUUCGACUGCAGAUUGUUCUCCAUGUCCGUCAGGAUCGUAUCUUACUAGCUCGUGCUCGGAUCUAACAGACCGCAAGUGUGGUACCUGCAAUGUAUGUCCUAGAAACUCAUUCGCUCUCGAAACAUGCAGAGCUACACAAGAUACACUUUGCUAUCCAUGUACCGAGUGUCGUUCCGGUCAAUAUGUAGCGGUGGCCUGCUCUCCAAUGACCGAUCGUGUGUGUGCUCCAUGUACUCAAUGCACAUUAGACGAGUAUGAAGUUUCACCAUGUGCAGCAGGUGUGGAUCGCGUCUGCCGUACUUGCAACUCGUGCACCUUAACUGCAGCUCAGCAGACUCUGUGCCAGCGUAGUCAUGUGUGGAAGCGACUACAGAUGAGAUCACCAUUUAGUUGUCCCCAGCCUGGCCAGCAGUUCAAGACCCGCGAGGAGCAAUUGCAACGUGCCAAGUCGAACCUGUGUGGCUCAGGACGUUGCUCCUGUGUCGCUACUGGUAUACCUGGUAACUCGAAUCCAAACGGAGAAGGCUUCCCCGACGAUCCACGGUGCACUGGGCCUGUGGCGUACAAUAUCCUCGUCUAA
Phytophthora nicotianae INRA-310 is the source of this 3063-nucleotide messenger RNA. RefSeq lists its product as hypothetical. The transcript is spliced from 3 exons. Gene Ontology annotation, biological process: cell communication; negative regulation of adenylate cyclase activity. Gene Ontology annotation, cellular component: membrane. Lineage: Eukaryota; Oomycota; Peronosporomycetes; Peronosporales; Peronosporaceae. The coding region runs from base 1 to 3063 and encodes 1020 amino acids. Gene Ontology annotation, molecular function: protein binding; G protein-coupled receptor activity. The record is from RefSeq and is a predicted model, not a curated record.